GUUUGAAUUUGUGGCAGUUGCGUUUUCACUCUCACUCGGUACGCGUACGCCAUCGGAGACGCAAGUGGCAGCUGCGCGCAUUGCUAGAGAUAACGCCAUCCACACUGCGCGCGCGGUUGCUAAGCCCGCUCGUUGCCAUCGGUUUUGACUGCCAACGGCGAGGAAAAUUUUGGCGCGAACACAACUCACACGUGCGAAUCAAAUAGUAGUGAACCAUCAUCUCAGUUUUUUGUAGUUUUUCUACGGGAAAUGAUACCGUUGUGUUAGCAAAUAUUUAACUAACCAUAACGCACGUGUGCGCCGCGCGUGAAGUAAAAAGGGGUGGGAAAAUUCUAAUGUACGGUGCACUUGUGAGCUGUGUUACAAAGUGAGUCCGUUUAUCCGUUUAUCCAAGAACGCCAAGGAUGGGACAGGAGCAGGAAGAUCACACAGUGGGCGAUGGUGAGCAACGGAAAGGAGAUGAGCAGCAGCAGCAGCAACAGCAACAGCUCGAUGAGUCUCCCGCCCAGCUAAAGAACGGCACCGCUAAGCUGACCGUCCAGUCGGCAGGCGAUCUGAAGCAAACCAUUCUCGACGGGCUGGAGAAAAAGGGCGACCGUGGGCUGUGGCUAUGGGUCCUGUUCAUCCUCUGCCUGACGCCCAACAUCCUGAACGGGUUUCACGUCUCGUCGUACGUGUUUCUGGGCCAGCUGCCGAAAAACUAUUACUGCAUGGUGCCGGAGCUACUGCAGGCCGGCUGGAGCCACGAGGAAAUACGCAACAUCACCUCACCAACGGGCAGCACGAAAAAUGGCACCUGCACGAUCUACACCUGGAACUAUGGGCAGCUGAGCGAGCUGAACUACAACGAUGCGCUCAGCUACACCCAGUCCCAUCCACCGCCGGCCGAGGUAAACUGUCUCGCGACGGCGGGCACCGGCACCGGCAGCUGGCACAUGUACUACGACCAACCGGACGGCGUAUCGAUCGUACCGGAAUGGGAUCUGCUGUGCGAGCGGACCGCACUCCGUUCGACCGUCCAGGUCGCCCUGUCGAUCGGCAAGUUUGUCGGUGCGUCCAGCUUCGGCGUCAUCUCGGACAAGUACGGGCGCAAGACGAGCUUUUCGAUUGCGGCCACACUGUACAUCGUGGCCGGGCUGCUUACGACCUUUUCGCCGUUCUACGCACUGCUGCUGCUUGGGCGCAUCGGGCUCGGUGCAUCCGCUUCCGGGGUGUUCUAUCCCGCCUUUGCUUUGCUGACGGAAAACAUUGGCAAACGGCACCGGUCCUGGAUGAGCAUUGCGUUCAACUUUUCCUACCCGCUCGGUAUGCUCUGUCUGGCGCUGGCCGCCUAUCUCAUCCAGCCGUGGCGCGAUCUUUCCCUCGCCCUGACCGUACCGUCCUUCCUGCUCGUGAUCCAUCUUUACUUCCUGGUUGAAUCUCCCCGCUGGUUGCUUAGCAAGGGCCGCGAACGGAAAGCGUACCGGAUGGUGUUCGGGCACAGCGCACCCCAGGAGCUGAUCGACAGUGCGACGGUGGCGGAAAAGCAUCAAGCCGCCGCGGAAGCGGAAACCGACCCGGCCCCGGUACCGUUCAGCACGCGGCUAAAGCAAUCGUUCAGCGAGUUUACCAAGCUGUACGGAACGACCGUACUCUGCCGGCGGGCUCUUAUUUGCCACUUUACGUGGUGCAUUACGUCGCUGUGUUAUUACGUUACAGCACUCAAUGCCGAUAACUUUGCGGCUAAUCGAAACGUGUACGUUGCGACCACCGGCUCGGUAGACAUCGUGGCGUACAUACUCUCGAUGAUCGUGCUGGCGUACUUCGGUCGGCGCAGCUCCUCGUUCUGCUUCUUCCUGUACGCCGGCGUCUGUCUGCUGGUGGUGCUAACCAUCCCGCCCGACAACACGACCCUGCUGGUAACGCUCGCGAUGCUGGGCCGCGUCGGCAUUACCGCGGUGUACGCGAUCGUGACGCUGCACACGGCGGAGCUGUUCCCGACCGAGAUACGCAACACGGCGCUCGGCAUCUGCUCGACGAUGGCGCACGUCGGCUCGAUUGCGGCACCGUACAUUACGGAUCUGCUCGGCCGGCUCGCCUGGUGGAUACCGACCACGAUCUGCGGCUGCUCGGUGCUGCUGGCCGGUGCGCUCACCCUGCUGCAUCCGGAAACGCGCGACGCCGCGCUGAAGGAUCACGCCCAGCAGGAACGGCACGCAACGCACGCGGCCGACGAGGAGAUGGACGAGAAGGGCGAAAAACCGAUCGCGAACAAUUGA
Molecule: messenger RNA, 2258 nt
Organism: Anopheles coluzzii
Lineage: Eukaryota; Metazoa; Arthropoda; Insecta; Diptera; Culicidae
Product: organic cation transporter protein
Exons: 6
Coding region: 405-2258 (617 amino acids)
Biological process (GO): transmembrane transport
Cellular component (GO): membrane
Molecular function (GO): transmembrane transporter activity
Source: RefSeq, a predicted model, not a curated record